Molecule: messenger RNA, 2055 nt
Organism: Onthophagus taurus
Lineage: Eukaryota; Metazoa; Arthropoda; Insecta; Coleoptera; Scarabaeidae
Source: RefSeq, a predicted model, not a curated record
AUCGGUUUAACAACAGUCCUUUAAAAGACUUGCUCGCGAUGACACAAACAGAAAGUGUUACAAGUUAAAGUUUAUAUAUAUUUUUUUUAAUUUUAAAUUAAAAGUUUUUUUCGAAUAAUUAAAAUGGCUACUAUAUUGAGUGAUCAAAUGAGUGGGUUAAAACUUCAAACUAAAACUGUUGGUGAAGAUAGAAUUAAAAAGGCUAAGGAACGAAAUGAAGAUGUUGCUAUUCUUUCAAUGGAAUUACCUGGACAAAAUAAAAGUUUUAAGUGUUCUGCGGGUUCUGAGUGUUUAAUGGGAGAUCCUACAAAGUUACCUUUAGGAACGAAGAAAAUGGAAUACAAGACGAGGCAGUGGCACGAAAAAUGUUUCUGUUGCGUUGUUUGUAAGACACCGAUUGGAACUCAAAGUUUCAUCCCGAGGGAACAAGAAAUCUAUUGCGCCAAGUGUUACGAAGAGAAAUAUGCUACUCGUUGCAUUAAAUGCGACAAGGUCAUAACAAGUGGAGGAGUGACGUAUAAAAAUGAACCAUGGCAUAGAGAAUGUUUUACCUGCACUCAUUGUCAAACAAGCCUGGCGGGUGCUCGUUUCACCAGCCGCGAUGACAAGCCUUAUUGUGCCGAUUGCUUCGGGGAGUUGUUCGCAAAAAGAUGUUUUGCAUGCAGCAAACCAAUUACGGGUAUCGGAGGAACGAAAUUCAUUUCGUUCGAGGACCGUCAUUGGCACAACGAUUGUUUCUUCUGUGCUAUGUGCCAUACCAGUUUGGUAGGAAGAGGUUUUAUCACCGAUCAGGAAGAUAUUAUCUGCCCCGAAUGUGCUAAACAGAAGUUAAUGUAAAAAAAGUUUACCAAAAAGUUUGCUCCUAAUUUUGUCGAAAUUUUAAUUAGGAAAGAUGUGAUAAGGAGAAUCAAAAUUAAUUUUUUUUUGUGGUAGGAGCAAAUUUUUUUAUAUGUAAAGAGUUUUUAUUUAAUUAAAAUGUUGAAAAAAAAAUGGAGAAAUAAAGAAAGUAUGAAAGAUCUAGUGAUAAAAAAUGUACACGAACACACAAAACAUUUUAAAUACACAUACACGAUACACAAAACACAUUUACACACGAAACACGACAUUCAAACAAGCAGAUAUUUUUUUUACCUGCACUACACAAAAAAGUAUUUGUUAAAAAAUUAUUAAAAAAAUAUAUAAUAUACUGGAUGGUUAUUAAAAUUAUUUUACGACAGUUUUUUUUUUAUAACCACUCAGUAUAAACAUUAUAAUUUGUCUUUAAGGUCUAAUUCAAAUUGGAACUUUGAGAUGAAUACUUUUUUGAAAUAUUUAUUGACGAUUCUAUUUUUUAUAUUAACGACGUACAGAUAUAAAAAUUGCCUUAUUAAUAGUUAGUAAUGCUUAAAAAAACAAAUAAUAUUUUUAUAGAUCGCGAUUUUCUCUUUCGUCCUUAUAACACAAAUCAAAUAAUAAAAUCAUCCUUCGAAUUCGGUGGCCUUAAAUAACAAAAUCUAAUAUCAAAACUUUUACAAUACAACUUCUUCGUUUCCUAUUCUUUAUUUUGGGUAUACUUAGUUAGUGUUUGGGUACGUUGAGAGUAUACUGCCUAUAUAAGCGUGAGUUAAUCCCCUUUUUAUUUAUUUGUAGAUACAUAAUAAAUACCUUUGUACACAGCUUUCGUAAGCAUUUAAUUGUAAAAGGAUUAUUAUUAAAAAAAAAACAAUGAGCAGAUAUGGUGCUACACAGUAGUAAUUAGUUGGCUUAAUAAUUUAAUAUUUAAGUGUCUCCUGUAACUUAGUCACCGCGGUUUGCCAAAACCGCUUUUUAUUGUAAUUAUCUUUAUUAUUUCGAAUAAGAAUUAAUUUUUUUUUUGCCAAAAUAGGACAUUAUUGUUAUGUAAAUGUUUAUUAUAUAUAUAUUUAUAAAUAUAUAUAGAAAAACUUAUUUUCAAUUUCUUGGAAUGUUACUUGUUAUUGCUUCUCUUUAAAAUACACAAUAUGAUACAGGGCUUUGCUUACAUAGGGACAUUGUUACAUAUAUUCUACAAUAAAUCUCUAAAAUUUCAAAAAUUAA